GCAUUUGCUUCUAUGGGCUCGCAAAUUUGAGUUUCACAUGAGUGUUAUUAUGUAGCCCUGGCACAUCUGUACCAUUCCAGCCCUGUCCACAUGCUGCGGCGCAUGUUGUUUUCUUUUUUAAGUAGAUUCUCAGGCAUAAAAAUGAAGCAACGCCUUGAUUAUCGAAAUAAAAUAAUCCUAGCACCUAUGGUGCGUGUAGGCACAUUGCCUAUGCGUCUGCUGGCGCUGGAAAUGGGCGCUCAGAUUGUUUACACUGAGGAGCUUGUCGAUUUGAAGUUAAUCAAAAGCAUACGUCGACCAAAUCCGGCCUUGGGUACUGUGGAUUUUGUGGAUCCUUCGGAUGGAACGAUUAUAUUUCGCACUUGUGCCUUGGAAACAUCUCAAUUGGUACUGCAGUUGGGCACCAGCGAUGCCGCGCGUGCCUUAGCUGUGGGCAAGCUGGUGCAGCACGACAUUGCGGGCCUGGACAUUAAUAUGGGCUGCCCCAAAGAGUUUUCAAUUAAAGGCGGAAUGGGCGCAGCGUUGCUCUCGCAGCCAGACAAAGCGGCACACAUACUGAGCACGCUGUGCUCGGAGUUGGAUAUACCUGUUACCUGCAAAAUACGCAUACUGCCCGAUACACUGGAUACCAUUAAUUUAGUGAAAAAGUUGGCAGCUACGGGCAUUGCUGCGAUUGGCAUACAUGCGCGCACGCGUGACGAGCGUCCAACGCAUCGUCCACAUCCAGAUGUAUUGCGUGCUGUGGCCAGCGCUGUAGAUAUACCCAUUGUAGCCAAUGGCGGCUCACGUUAUAUCCGCUGCUAUGAGGACAUACACAAGUUUCAGCAGGACUGUGGCGCGCAUAGCGUUAUGGUGGCACGAGCUGCGCAGCUAAAUGUUUCCAUAUUUCGCAAGGAGGGAUUGCUGCUCGUAGACGAAGUGAUUGAGAAGUAUUUGCGACUGUGUGUGGACUAUGAUAAUGCACCACAUAACACCAAGUACUGCGUGCAGAGCAUACUGAGUGGACUGCAAGAGACGCCGCGUGGCAAACGCUUUUUGCAGUGCCAGACGCUGCAGCAAAUCUGUGAAAUCUGGAAUUUGGGUGAUUAUUGCCGCCGUCGCAAUCAAGAACUUAAGGAGCUGGGCAAUUGUGGCAGAGCUCUGGUCACCCCUGCCGAUACAGAUGAUAAUCUCGAGAUUAAGCGACGCAAGCUGGACCUGAAUGAAAACAUGGGCGCGGAAGAGGGCGUUAUAACACGUCAUAUGGCAUUCCUACGUUCCACCUAUGCUAAAGAUAAACAGCUGCCCAAGUCUGUGCUUUACGUGCAUGCAGGGCGCAUGAGCAAAGAACCGCCCGCUUAUGAGACACAGCAGUGCGAUAAGCUCUUCCGCUCUAUUUGCAGCUAUGAUGGACAAAGCUACACCAGCAGCUUCUGGGAAAAGAACAAAAAGCAGGCCGAGCAAGGUGCAGCGAUGGUGGCCUUGCUACAUCUGGGACAACUCGAUGAGGCAGAGCUGCGUGAUAAUGGAAGCCUCAUUAGCUGACAGCUGCUCAGCAAUGUUUUGUUUCUUUUUAGCAAAUAUAUUUAAUACAACAUGACGGCGCAUGCCAACAAGUUAUUUCUUU
Drosophila busckii is the source of this 1606-nucleotide messenger RNA. It is a transcript of the gene Dus2, whose product is annotated as tRNA-dihydrouridine(20) synthase [NAD(P)+]-like. Gene Ontology annotation, cellular component: cytoplasm. NCBI's taxonomy places the organism in Eukaryota, Metazoa, Arthropoda, Insecta, Diptera, Drosophilidae. Gene Ontology annotation, molecular function: tRNA dihydrouridine synthase activity; flavin adenine dinucleotide binding; tRNA binding. Gene Ontology annotation, biological process: tRNA dihydrouridine synthesis. The record is from RefSeq and is a predicted model, not a curated record. Bases 91 to 1524 code for a protein of 477 amino acids. The transcript is spliced from 3 exons.